GUAUCAGUUCAAAACAAAUCUGAUUUCGAAUAAGACACAUCUCAUCUCAUCUCUCAAUAUGAAGUGGAUUUUUCUCAAUUGCUUUAGGCCGCCAGCGGUACCAAAGGACGCUGGAGAAGCUAUAAAAGCAAAGGAGGAAAGAAAAAAGGAUAAAGAAGGAAAGAAAAAGAAACCCUGGCUGAAGAAGCUUUUUACAAAAAAAGGGAAAGGAAAAAAGGCAAUGGUGGUGGAUAGCCAGACAUUGGCGAUGGAGGACAGCCAGACAUUGGCGAUGGAGGAGGAUAGCCAGACAUUGGCGAUGGAGGACAGCCAGACAUUGGCGAUGGAGGACAGCCAGACAUUGGCGAUGGAGGACAGCCAGACAUUGGCGAUGGAGGAGGAUAGCCAGACAUUGGCGAUGGAGGACAGCCAGACAUUGGCGAUGGAGGACAGCCAGACAUUGGCGAUGGAGGACAGCCAGACAUUGGCGAUGGAGGACAGCCAGACAUUGGCGAUGGAGGAUAGCCAGACAUUGGCGAUGGAGGACAGCCAGACAUUGGCGAUGGAGGACAGCCAGACAUUGGCGAUGGAGGAAAGCCAGACAGUGGAGGUGAAGGAGGAGAGCCAGGCAAAGGUGGAGAAGGAGGAAAGCCAGAAAGUGGCGGUGAAGGAGGAGAGCCAGGCAAAGGUGGAGAAGGAGAAGUACAAGGCAAUGGAGGAGGAGGAGAAGUACAAGGCAAUGGAGGAGGAAUACAAGGCAAUGGAGGAGGAAUACAAGGCAAUGGAGGAGGAAUACAAGGCAAUGGAGGUGGAGGAGAGCAAGGCAAUGGAGGUGGACUUGAGCAAGGCAAUGGAGGAGGAGUACAAGGCAAUGGUGGAGGAGUACAAGGCAAUGGAGGAGGAGUACAAGACAAUGGUGGAGGAGGAGUACAAGGCAAUGGCGGAGGAGGAGUACACAGAAAUGGUGAAGGAGGAGUACAAGGCAAUGGUGGAGGAGUACAAGGCAAUGGAGGCGGAGUACAAGACAAUGGUGGAGGAGGAGUACAAGGCAAUGGCGGAGGAGGAGUACACAGAAAUGGUGAAGGAGGAGUACACGGCAAUGGUGGAGGAGACGUACAAGGCAAUGGUGGAGGAGACGUACAAGGCAAUGGUGGAGAAGAGCAAAGCCGGUAGUGGAUGAGACAGUCAGUGUUCUAUGUUCAAUCAGUACUACUGAAAAAUGUGUAAAUAAUUGUAAAUAAAGCAUUAAAAACGAAAAA
Molecule: messenger RNA, 1238 nt
Organism: Brienomyrus brachyistius
Lineage: Eukaryota; Metazoa; Chordata; Actinopteri; Osteoglossiformes; Mormyridae
Product: cilia- and flagella-associated protein 251-like
Exons: 2
Coding region: 59-1159 (366 amino acids)
Source: RefSeq, a predicted model, not a curated record